Bombus pascuorum is the source of this 8463-nucleotide messenger RNA. Its product is annotated as cyclin-T. The transcript has 7 exons. The coding region runs from base 77 to 4339 and encodes 1420 amino acids. The record is from RefSeq and is a predicted model, not a curated record. Gene Ontology annotation, molecular function: cyclin-dependent protein serine/threonine kinase activator activity. NCBI's taxonomy places the organism in Eukaryota, Metazoa, Arthropoda, Insecta, Hymenoptera, Apidae. Gene Ontology annotation, cellular component: cyclin/CDK positive transcription elongation factor complex; nucleus. Gene Ontology annotation, biological process: regulation of transcription by RNA polymerase II; positive regulation of DNA-templated transcription, elongation.
UUUCGUGAAGUGCGCAUCGUUAGUCCCGUAUAUAGCGUAUACAUACAAUAGUGUAUACAAUAGCGUGUACAUAUAAAUGGCGACUGACGAAAAAUGGUACUUUACGAAAGAACAGCUAACAAAUACGCCGAGCAGAAGAUGCGGCAUCGAUGCAGAUAAGGAACUGAGCUACAGGCAGCAGGCAGCGAAUUUCAUUCAGGAUAUGGGACAGCGGCUUGUGGUGUCACAAUUAUGUAUCAACACAGCAAUAGUGUAUAUGCACAGAUUUUAUGUAUUCCACUCGCUGUCACAUUUCCACAGGAAUGCAAUUGCAGCAGCAGCACUAUUUUUAGCAGCAAAAGUAGAAGAACAACCACGCAAGUUAGAACAUGUUAUCAAAAUGGCACACAUGUGUCUCCACAGAGAUCAGCCCCCACCUGAUGUCAGAUCUGAGCAAUACCUUGAGCAAGCUCAAGAUCUGGUGUUCAAUGAAAAUGUUUUACUACAAACAUUGGGGUUUGAUGUUGCCAUUGAUCAUCCCCACACACAUGUUGUUAGAUGUUGUCAACUGGUUAAAGCGAGCAAGGACUUAGCCCAGACUUCAUACUUCAUGGCAUCUAACAGUUUACAUUUAACAACCAUGUGUCUGCAGUACAAGCCAACGGUAGUUGCCUGUUUUUGCAUUCAUCUCGCAUGUAAAUGGUCUAAUUGGGAAAUACCACAAAGUACGGAAGGGAAGCACUGGUUCUGGUACGUCGACAGAAGCGUGACAUCCGAACUAUUACAAGAGCUUACAGCAGAAUUCCUCCAUAUAUUUGAUAAGUGCCCGUCAAGAUUGAAAAGGAAAAUAAUGAGCAUAUCUGCUAAUCAAAGUCCAAGCAUUAAUCAUCCCAGUUUACCGAACUCACCCUUUGAUGCGGAACCUCGCAAGGUACAAUCUCCUGCAACGACGGCCGAUGGUGGACCUACAUUCCACGCAAAUCGACCUCAUCUGGCAGAGAAACAAGAAGAAAAGAAACAGAACGCCCCCGCACCUACGAGGCCUCCUGUAGAUUAUCGGGAAUAUCGAGAAAAGAAAGAACGCGAGCGUUUGGAAAGAGAGAAGGCAUCAGUUCCAGCAUCAGUUACGCAAAGUCAUGUGUCGGAAAUUAAUAAACAUCAUUCUCAUCACCACAAACCUGUAUCUAGUACAAAUGUGCUGAACAAACAUCCGUUGCCUCUUGGACAAAAAACACUUCAUCAUAAUCAUCAUCAUAGACCAGAUAUAAAAGUUGGACAACCAGUACCUCAGAGGCACUCGAGUAGUACUCAAGCUAGGGAACCAAAUCGCGAUCCCAAUAGACAGAGGUUACAAAGAGAGUAUAAUUCGAACACUGGUAUAAGUAGCAGUAGUAGUAGUAGCGGUAGUGCCCUCCAUUCUCACAGUCACGCCGUACCAAAGGAACCAACUUUGGAUAAUUCUGUAACCGAUUCCGUUACUCACAGAUCGGAUGUUGGAUCAUUACAAGAACCAACGCCUCAUGGGAAUAUACAGGAUAAACUUAGUAACAAUAAUCAUAGUCUGCACAGAUUAAGUGGAGUAGAAAGUAAACAUCAGGGUCAUGAUAAAAGAAUGUAUGAUCCAAGGCAUAAACCAGUAGAACAUAGGAAAGAUAGUGAACAAAAGCCAUAUAAAUAUCCAGAUCCAACUAGAGUUGAUCGACAAAGAAAGUCUGAUACGUUGGAACAGAGGUGUGAAGAGGUUAGGAAGCUCAUUGAAAAGUCAAUACCUCCACCUAAACCGACGCUUGACGUACCAUAUAGUUCAAAUACACAGAAGCCGUCGUCACAUCAUAUAAAAUACAAUCAGUCAGAAAAGUUACAAGUUAGUUCUGGUGCAGUGCCGACCGAUGUGAAGCUUAGUACUAGCCAGAGUUCAUUUUCACAAGAAAAGUCUCCGAGUAGCUCCGUUUCAUUACUUAGUCAAAAAUCAUUAUCUUCGAAGACAAUAUCCAGUCAACAUACAGCUCAUGGUGUAUCACAGAUAUUAAAGGACACGAUUAAAAAUAGUAAUUCUCAGUCGUCAAGUUUAUCAUCGUUGAGUAAUCUUGACGACCCAAAAACAGAAAAACGACCACGGCAUGAUGACACAGACAAAAGUUCGUCCGAUAUUCAACAGAGUGUGUUACAAACCCCCCCUAGUAAGCCAAAAUCGCUAUUCAGUCCAGAGAAAGUACCAACGCCUCGGGAAUCUCAUUCACAGAGGCUUAAGACUAAACAAAAGACGCCUCCUUCGGCUGCAAAAGUUCCUAAACAAGAACGUGUACCAGACACGUCGAUAGGUUUUAAUUUAGUAUCACCUUUCGCAAGUCCACCAGGUUUGCAACAGCAAGAAACACAAUCGGUUAAACGAUCGGCUAACGAUGUUCCUGCAACGUCCCAUAAAAGGCAUCGUACGUGUAGCACUAGCGAAAGUGGACAGCAAGUGAAAAUAAAAAUGGAUGAUACGUCCAGUUUCGAGGCAGUUAAGAUGCUCGGUAGAGUACCAGAACUAAUACAACCUAUUAGAGAUAAUCCAUCGGCGAAUGGUAGAGCGACUCAAAUCGCAAAUGAUAUGAAACCACCGGAGCUCAUUAAACCUUUUGAUUCUGAACCAACGAUAUCACGUUUUAGCACAAUACCUACACAGCAACAGAUACCAUCGAAUCAGCAGGGUUUGACGAAUGGACUGGAUACUAACCUAGUAAAGCAAGAGUCUCAAGAAUUUCAAAUUAAAAAGGAAACGUAUAAAACAGAUAUACCAAUAAAGGCUGAACAUCAGAUUAAAGGAGAAUAUUUAUCUCCCAUGAAAUCUGCUCAAAGUAUAAGUGCUCUGCUUCAGGAACCUUUAGCACCCAUGCCAUCGUUAUUACAAAAUAUGCAGCAAUUUAGUCAAAUACCACCUCAACAGCAAGUUCAUCAGGAACAAUUUCAACAACAACAGUUGCAACAGCAGCAGCUUCAACAUGAGCAACCAUCACAACCUCAUCAACCAUCGAUAUCUCAUUCGAUGUUGCUCGCACAGCAGGAACCCGUUCAAAGUCAGUGUCUGCCUCUAUCAUCGGUUACCGAACCAAUGAUAGCUUCGACCGUUGAUAUAAGUGUUCUCUCUGGCCCUGUACAAACAAAUACAGAAUCCAUUCUCUCUGUAACAACAUCGACAACUAUAACCGUCGCACCCCCUGUAGAAGAAAAGAGAUUAGAGCAUCACAAGAGCGAAAAGAAAAAAAAGAAGGAGAAGCAUAAACAUAAAGACAAGGAGAAGAGUAAAGAGAAGCACAAACACAAACAUAAAGACAAGGACAAAGAGAAACAUCGAGAGAAGGAUAAAGAAAAGGGAGAAGAAAUUGUGUCUGCUAUACCUAUCAAAAUCACAAUUCCUAAAGACAAACUAAAUCUCAGCACAGAAUCGACAGGAAGCACCGGUGCGAGUACAGUGCCAACUGACAAGAACAAGUCGCCUCAAAACACUAGUAUCAAAAUCAUUAUUCCUAAGGAAAGGCUGAAGGGUACGGACAGUGUAUCUAGUUCACCGGGUCAAUCCGUGGUUCAGGCUCCUCUAAGAAUUAAAAUCAGAACGGAUGGAAUCUCGAGGAGUUCCGGCGCGCCCUCGACGACGAGCAGUUCAAGCAGCAUCGUUCCAGAGUUCACGAACGAAAGUCGAAAGCGCGAUCGUUCUGAAAUGAAGGAGAGUCCAACGACUAGUGUUCCGCUAGCGAAGAAGCAAUCGCAGGUCUCCUCGGCGGGUUACGGGCAACACCGACUAGGCGAACGGCUGAAUGGCAGACACUAUAGUUCAGGCAGCAAUAACAAGGUACGUGGAGGCGGUAGAGGCGGCCGCCAGUAUAUCGGGCGUGGUCCACCACCAGCAGGAUCGGCGGGCCAUUACAGUGCUCCCGGCCAGCGCGACGGCUACUAUCAGCAAGACACCUACAAUAGUAACAAUGCCCGUAAUCCGCAUCAUCCUCAUCCAUCCUCGGCUCGUGGUGAUCCAGGCUACUCGAGGGCUGGCCACGUAAAUCAGACCCAACCAGAUUCUUAUUUUUUUGCUAAUUACCCGCCACCCUCGAUGUUCAACCCUGCCGGAUACAUUUACGAUCCUGUCAUGUACUACUCACAAUAUCAGCAACAGUACCCGAUGUAUCCGGCGGGUAACGUCAUUAUGACACCAGACGGUGCUAUCGAUACGUCUGUACCGCCACCAUCCUUACCACCGAAUAUGCGACAAAAUCAAAGCAUGAUCUCAGUUCCGUCUGCUCGGCAGGAACCCGAAACACCACCACCGUUACCGAGCGGACCACCUCCCAGUUCCUCGCCACCACCACCUCCACCACCUGAAUAACAUUCGUACGUAAAUCCUGUCUUGUAGUGGACUUUAAAGGUAGCUUCCAAAGUAGCGGUAGUAACUGCAGCCACUUCUUGCUCCAUUUUCUUUUAUAUCAAAUGAUUGACGGACUGGGAAUCGUGGUAGUAUAAGUUCAAAUUUUGAAAAUUUAGAUUUAGUCAUAGGCGCUUCAACUCCGAAAAGCAUUAUUCUAUCACGAAUCAUACAAAUUUCAUAAUUCAUUAAGUCUUUUUAUAUUAAUAAACACAGAACGAUAUUUUAUGAAAAAUACUAGUGAACUGAUUUAUAUCACUAUGAUUCUCAGUUCUCCAAUUGUCUUCUUCCUAUUCAUUAUGUUAGUUGAUUUUUUACAUACGUUCAAUUUUCUCAUGCGAUAUUUUAGAAUUUAUUUUGCUAUACUUAACAUUCAUUGAAUAUUCCAUUGAUUAUGUAUCAUCAUUGAAUAUCUUUGUGUAAUUGAUAUAGAAUACCAAUUGAAGUAUCUUUGUAUGAAAGAUACAGUAAUAUCGUAAGUCAUAAAAAGGUUUUGAAAGAAAAAAUAAUGAAUGUUAUUUGUUUUAUGAGAGAAGGCAGUUUGGAGUUUUAGGGGCUGAAUAAUAGGAUGGAAAACGAGGAAAAGAAGUGGCUGGAGAUAGAAUGAAUUUUCGAUCUUGAAGGAAUACACCUUCACCUUGCCUUUAUCCUCUCUGCUCCCUUCCAGUUUGUGAAUGGUAGAAGUAGCAGCAUGUCGAACGAUCUCUAUUCCCCUAGUGUUAAAAUUUAUCAUUUCGAUCUUUCUACCUUUGUACCUGUAGCGCAGCUCCUUAGAGUAGUUAAAUGAGUGUGAGCCCUCAUUGAGGAGCAAAAACGGAAAGUUUUCAUUUCAAUCAUUUUAUUUUACUCAAGAACACUGAAGAAGUUCUUCAAUUACUUUUUUUGUCAAAUCAAUUAAGAAUUAUUUGAUUAUGAGAUAUUUUCAAGGUAGGUCCUUCAAUUUAAGAAAAAAGGAGAAUAUUUCACGACAAUCAUUUUCUUUAUUGUAUAUAUUUUAAAUUAUAUAUAGUAAUUAUAUAUUAUGGAAGAUACAAUUCUCAGAACUCUUAGUAAUUUUUUGUUUCACGUUAAAAUGUCUUUUUUGUCGAAAAAAGAAGGUAGAGACAAGGGGAAAAAGAAAACGUAUGUGCACUAUAGUAUUUAGGUCAGCGACCACAGGCUAGUAUGAUACACAUAGUUGGGGAACUUGCGAGUAGAGUAUUUCAAUAUUGUCGAAAAGGUUGUCGUGAAUAUUAAUGUACGAAACACUGCCAGAUCAAAAUUCAGAAAGUAACUAUGUUUUGCGCUAAUGGUCAAAUGUCGAUAGAUAGAGAAUGCUAAAAAAAAAUCUAGAAAAAAAGGGAGUAACUUCUUUCAGCCUUAUUUCUUUUUCUUAUUGUGUAUGUAUCAUAUUAACUAUAACCAAUUAGUAAAUUUUUUGCGAAACUACUCGAUCGAAUAAAGCAUGAGUUAGUUGAAAAAAAACACAAUUCCUUUGCUAGCAAACGAUUUCGGAGAAAGGGUGGUGUGCAGAGUGUUGCGUUCAUAUGAAAUCAAAUCUUUGCAUAAACGGGUAAUAUGGCUAGAACAACUUACGAGGUUACUUAAAAACUAUAAAAAAUUUAAUAAAUUACAAAUAAAAAUAAAAAAAAAUUACAAAGAAGAAAUACGAAAAGGAAAAAAGAAUUAAUGUAUAAUUGUAUGCAGUGAAGUGAUUGAGAGUGAUCAGAAAAACAUAAAUGUAUUAUUAAUACGAAUUUAAAAGUGUAUGUAUUUGUAAAGGUACAUAUAAUUUUGUUGAAACUAACAUGUGUAUUAUAUCGUCGUUGUUUUUAUACGCGGGUAAAAUAAUAUUAACAAAGAUUCUUUCCGACUAACCCUUUGCAGUCCGAUUUAUCUUUUUGUCGUUUCGUGUCAGCUGAAGCUAAUAUUUGCUAAGCUUUCUGUGCGAUACUUUCAAUACCAUCCCUUUCUUAUUCUAGCAUUGAACUGAACUCUCCAUCGAACAUUUUAUAUGUAUAUGAUUUAAAACAUAUCUAGAAGAACGAAUACAAUGCACCACGAUAUUGUAAUUAUUAUAGCACAUUUAUUGUUAGAUUAUCGUAGGAUUCGAAAGGAACGCAAAGGGUUAUUAUCGUGUUGUUCUGCGUGCAAUAGGAAGUUGCAUUAAUUCGGAUAGUAUGAAAAGAAAAAUAAUUCUAUAAUUACGAAAGUUGGAACAAAAACUAAAAAAAGAUGCGACUUCUGUAUAUGACUGUCGUUUGUUAAUGUGCGGCGUAGAAUGUUGAGCAAGAAUUGUGAAAUAUAAUUAUGAUUAUAAUAGAUGCGAUAUGAAGUAAUGGACUUCGUAGAAUUUGCUCUCAUUGUUAGUACAGGAUAAUUAUAGAUUUAUUAAUAUCGCGAUUUUUUUUUUCAUUUAUCUCUCGUAUCCGAAUUAGAAUACGCGGCCAUCAUUGAAGUCUGGUCAGAAAAUCGCGAUUGAUAAUUUGGUUAAGGUCUGAUUUAGAUGAGUUGUGCAUUAUUAUUGAUAUUUUGCUGAGAAGAACUGCUAUUCGACAACUUUUAUAUUUUUGAUGAUAGAGUGUUGAUUAGAUCGUAAUAUCGCUAUUUGAAAUGUCAUUUCUAAGGCUAGAAAGUUUUCUCACAAUUUUUAAGGAAAUUCGGACGCUAUAUUGUCUGUGUUCUUUAGAAUUAUUUCUUAAUCUAUAUUUAUCUUUGAUGCAGAUUGUAGAAUCAUUUUUUUGUAGAUUACAGAAAAUUAAAUUCUGCUAUGUUUUUUCUUAUUAUUUUUUGCUUGAAAAUUUUUACAAUUUCUAUAUCUUUGACUCAUUUUUGCAUGUAGGACAACUUCUUAAUUUGAUCAUGUUACAUGUUACCUAUUCUGUCGAAUUACUCAGCGUUACUGACCCAAAAUCACAAUUCAUCUAUAUCGAACCUUAAAAAAUCAGAACAACGAUGUAACGAUAAUUCUUUAACCGUACGCAGUUUCCUAUUAAAAACCGAUCAGCACGUCUUUACAUUGUUUACUCGUUUCUUACACAUCAAUAGUAUUUCCAAUCAGAUAUACACGAAUGUAUAAAGAGAGUGUUUUUACUAACAUUUAUAGAGUUAAGAGGGUGGCAUGCUUAUGAGGGUUAACGAGAUGGAAACAUGCGACGGGAUAAAGAUAUUAUUUAGCUUUCCAAUUUUUUAGAUGUCGAUGAAGAGACGAUCAGAUUUGUUCAUGUUAAGUUCUCUGAAUCUGAAGAGAGAAUUCUUUAUUCAGAGUUUAAGCAUUACAAAACAAAAUGGUCCAUCUAUUUGUGCGACUACUUACGAACUUUCCUACCUAAGAUUUUAUUUUUUACGUUCUCUUGUACAAUGAUUUCAGCUUUGAUCACUGAGCGUCUUUAAGUGUAUAUGUAGAUUGUUUUUAUAUUUAUUUGUAAUAAUCGUAGGCGCGCGUAGACCUUUCUUCUCAUUUUUUCUCUCCUAUUCAAUUCUUAACAAUAUAUGAAUAGCAUGUUGGACAAUAUAUAUAUAUUAUAUGUAUGUAUAAUAUAUAUAUUAUAUAUGUAUAUUAUAUAUGUGUAUAAUAUAUAUCAUAUCAUAUGUGUAUAGUAUAAAUAUAUAUAUAUAUAUAUAUAUAUAUAUAUAUAUUAUAUAUGUAUAUAUAUAAGUAACAAAUUAAAUAUAAAAUGGAUAUUAUCUCAGGAAUGUAUUACAAAAGAAUGAGAGAUAGUGUGAUUAAUAUAUUUAAAAAAGAUAUAUAUUAUCUAUUAAGAAUGCGUUUGUAUUUACAUAAAAUAUACACGCGCGUAUCGUGCAGCCAUUGUGACAAACAAAAAUUUAUCGGGCCACUAAGCGCUGUGGCACCAAUCGAUGUCCUUGUUGUUAUUGUUAUAAUUAUUGUCACAAUUAGGACCUAGUAUUUUGAAUUUACAUCAUUACAUGUAUACUAUGUGAUCACUAUGAUCGUUGCCUGUUUCUGGACUUCUCAGUGCAAAAUUCUGUAGUUUGUUUUAUAUCUUACUUCUUUAGCGAGACCAGAAUGCCUUGUAUUUAAAAAACAAAAGAAAAAGAACGUUUAGUUGUAGUUUAAAAGAGAGGAAAAGAAUUUAAAAAGGAAA